This is a messenger RNA of Abrus precatorius (Indian licorice), 1279 nucleotides long. RefSeq names its product 40S ribosomal protein S4-2. Gene Ontology annotation, cellular component: ribosome; cytosolic small ribosomal subunit. NCBI's taxonomy places the organism in Eukaryota, Viridiplantae, Streptophyta, Magnoliopsida, Fabales, Fabaceae. Gene Ontology annotation, molecular function: structural constituent of ribosome; RNA binding. Gene Ontology annotation, biological process: translation. The record is from RefSeq and is a predicted model, not a curated record. The coding region runs from base 143 to 937 and encodes 264 amino acids. The transcript is spliced from 5 exons.
AAAUAUGGGCCAGGCCCAUGAUCCAGCAUUCACUUACAUAUUAGGUUUUGACAUAACCUCCCUCGUAGCGGUGGCCGCAGCAUAUCAUUCAGUUUCUUCAGUUUCGUGCGCGGUGGAGCAGUAGCUUGGUUCGCAAACCAAAAUGGCCAGGGGAUUGAAGAAGCAUUUGAAGAGGCUCAAUGCCCCAAAGCAUUGGAUGCUUGACAAACUGGGUGGUGCAUUUGCGCCAAAGCCCUCAUCUGGACCACACAAAUCCAGGGAAUGCCUCCCUCUCAUACUCAUUCUGCGAAACCGGCUGAAAUAUGCUCUGACAUACCGUGAAGUCAUUGCUAUUCUGAUGCAGCGACAUGUCCUUGUUGAUGGCAAAGUUAGGACAGACAAGACUUAUCCUGCUGGUUUCAUGGAUGUUGUAUCAAUCCCUAAAACAAACGAGAAUUUCCGCCUGCUAUAUGACACUAAAGGCCGAUUCCGUCUUCACUCAGUCAGGGAUGACGAGGCAAAGUUCAAGCUCUGCAAGGUUCGAUCAGUGCAGUUUGGGCAGAAAGGUAUCCCAUACCUGAACACCUAUGAUGGUCGCACAAUACGCUACCCAGACCCUCUCAUCAGGGCCAACGACACCAUUAAGCUGGAUCUGGAGGAAAACAAGAUCGUUGAUUUCAUCAAGUUCGAUGUUGGGAAUGUAGUUAUGGUGACAGGUGGAAGGAACAGGGGGCGUGUUGGAGUGAUCAAGAACAGGGAGAAGCACAAGGGAAGCUUUGAGACAAUCCACGUUCAGGAUGCUACUGGACAUGAAUUUGCAACUCGAAUGGGUAAUGUGUUCACUAUUGGCAAGGGGUCAAAACCAUGGGUAUCACUUCCCAAGGGUAAAGGUAUUAAGUUAUCAAUCAUUGAGGAAGCUAGGAAAAGGAUUGCUGCCCAACAAGCAGCUACUGCUUAAAACCCUUUGGAUUAUUAGACUUGAAUGUUUGGUAGUUUUAUUCAAUGUUUUUGGUUUCCAAUUUCUCUUGUUGCGAGAUUUUAUCCGUUGAAUUUUGACUCUUGGACCAUACAACUUUUAUUGUGGAUGCUAUAUUCAAGUAUUAUUUUCAUUUCCUAGUUUCGAUGUAGUUUAAUCGUACUAAAUCAGAGUCAAGUCUACCCUAAUGCAAUGGCGUAACCCUUGGGAGGGUGAUCGUGCUACUGUCGAAUUGAAUGAGGUUAUUUGCGUACUUGUGUAGAAUGAUUCAAUCCAACACAUUAUAGCAUUAUAGUCUUGGAGUUGUUCUCUGCCAUGACUAUU